AAGCCCUCCCGGGGAGUGGGCCGAGAUCUUAUGGGGAUCGACGCUGCGAAGAAGUUAUGCCGUCGGGGGUCUGGGAAGCGCGGCGGCGGGCUCGGCGACUGCCGGGCGGCGUCGUGCUGGGCGCGCCAGCAGGAGGCGUGCCGGAGCGCGGCGUUCGGGGAUGCCAUGCUGGCCGCCUUCGCGGGGUCGAUGCUGCCGGAGGCGCGCGACGAAGGCGCCGCGAGGACCGCGAGGGGCGCGCUGCUGCGCGCCUUCAACUUCGGCGGGGACACCGUGGUGUGCUGGCUGAGCGGCGAGGGCGCCGAGACGUGCUGCAGGGUCGGCUGCGCCGCGGGCGGCGCGCCCGAAGUGGGCGGCCCGUGCUGCACGACGCAGAGGGUCGGAGCGCGGGCCCCACGCGCGACCAGCUGCGCGGCGCGCUGCGUCGCUGCCAGGUCGCUGCUGCCCGUCUGGCCGAGCAUCGCGAGCUGGCGGCGCCACUCGCAGGUGUACCAGGACGCCGUCGUCAGCUUCCUCGUGGCCCAGCUGGGCGCGCGGUCCAGGUACUUUGUGGAGAUCGGCUUCAACCAGCCCGACUGGGGCGCAGACAGCUCCGGCCCGAACACAAAGAUCCUCCACGAGGCGGGGUGGCAGGGCAUCAUGCUCGACAACACCUUUGAGAACCCGGGCAUCGGACUUUACAAGCACGAGGUGACAAUGGAGAACGUGGCCAGCUUGUUCGAGCUUCACGGGGUGCCCACUGAGCCGGAUUACGUCAGUAUCGACAUCGAUGGCUGCGACUUGUGGGUGUUUCUCGGCCUCACUGAGAAGUUCAGGCCCCGCAUUGUGAGCAUCGAGUACAACGCAAAUUGGCCCGUAGGAAAUUUCAGCACCGUAGACUGCGUCGGCGCUCGGCGUGCUCAAGGCAAGGCCGACACUGCCAUUGGGCCAUUUCGGUGCCUUCCCUCUGAGCUUGGACCUGGCACAUAUGAGAAUUUUUGCGGUGCCAGCUUGUCUGCCAUAGCCCUCGCCGCGGAGCUCAGAGGCUAUUCUGUUGUGUGGGCUUCGGCGCCUUUCGACGCUUUCUUGGUGAGGGGCGAUUUGAUUUGCCACGGGGAGAAGAUCGGCAUUACAGACAUCUCUCAUCUCACAGGAUCGACGGUCCACUCUCCACCUGCUGACAAGAGCCGACCUGAAAAAUGGCUCGUCGAUUUUUCGUCCGUUGCGCACAAGUACAAGUGA
Molecule: messenger RNA, 1221 nt
Organism: Prorocentrum cordatum
Lineage: Eukaryota; Dinophyceae; Prorocentrales; Prorocentraceae
Source: the annotation of a GenBank genome assembly